AUGGAUUGGAUUCAUUGCAAUAAUUGUUUUUCUCAAUUAGAUCCUGGCAUAACUCUUCAUUUGACAUCUUGUGGACAUAUGUUUUGUAAUAAUUGUUUAAAUAAUGGAUCUCAACAAAGCACAUGUUUAAUAUGUCGUUUGCCUUGUUCAAUUAUGAAAUUGGUACCUGAUAUGAAACCAGAAAUUCAAGACUAUUUUACUGAGCCGGAAGAGAUAAUCAAAAAAUGUUGUGAAGUAUUACAGUUUCAGAAACAACACAGGCGGAGGCUUCUUUCAUAUUUAUUUCAGUCGACAAAGAAAUUUUACACGGCCAGAACGGAGUUAAGGCGAAUGACCGAGUUGUGCCAAAAACAACACAAGCAAUUGAAAGAGAAUCAGAAAACUAUCAAACAUUUGGAAGCACAGAUAUCACAGUCAAAACAAACAUCACCAUUCAAUAUUCCUAUAUCACCUGUUACUAACGUGUCACCUAAUUUUUUGCAAGCGACGCCUACUUACAAAAGGACAGCUAAAAGUACUCCAUAUAGUCAGCCGUAUCAAUCUAACCUGGUGACCCCGUCACGGAUAAGCAAACAGAGGACAAGCAACUUUGGUUCUCAGAGUCAGCGGUCUAACACGUCCCUUAAGAUUUCAUCGACAGUGUUCACACCACCGACGCCCGAGUCAGUAGGGUACAGCGACUUUUUAAAGAAUUUGUCCUUCCUUAGUCAAUGCAGCAAUGAGUCAGGCUACCUGUCCAACAGCCCGGUGUUGUAUUGCAACGGCUAUGACCGAAAAUGUACAUUCAAUAAAAAGAAUUACAUUAAGAAGUAA
Molecule: messenger RNA, 813 nt
Organism: Amyelois transitella
Lineage: Eukaryota; Metazoa; Arthropoda; Insecta; Lepidoptera; Pyralidae
Product: probable E3 SUMO-protein ligase RNF212
Exons: 8
Coding region: 1-813 (270 amino acids)
Biological process (GO): homologous chromosome pairing at meiosis; protein sumoylation; reciprocal meiotic recombination
Cellular component (GO): synaptonemal complex
Molecular function (GO): SUMO transferase activity
Source: RefSeq, a predicted model, not a curated record